AUGACAAGAAUGCCCCUCGCAAUGUUCGAGGCGAUGCGGGCGGACCCAAUACCACAAGCCCUGCAUGUUCUUCUGCCAAAAGUGCUGCAGAAAGUGCCUUUGCGUGCCUCCGGGGUAUUAUGGGAACAAAGCUGUUUGCCCCUGCUACAACAAUUGGAAGACCAAGGAAGGUUUUCGGGUUGCGGCUGUGGAGGACAGGGUUUGACGGUGGUGGAGCCGCGGAUUGAUGGCGUCUCGGCGAGAAGGAGUGAAGACGGGGUCAUGGCGGUAGGAUUGGCGGCGAGAAGGAGUGAAGUCGGGGCGUGGCGGUGGCGCCGGUGGGAUUGGCGGCAGCGGAGGAGUGAAGUCAGGAGCAACGACUUAUAUCAAUCGAGACGGAGCAGUCGCCUGAGGCCUCGUGUUGCCAGAUUGUUGGACAGUCUAAUUUCGUGCGCCGUCAAUUUGUUGUUAUUGAGAAAGGACUGCAAAGUGGGGUGCGUGGGAUGGAGAUAUGGUAAACGCCGACUGCGUCGAAAGACGAUAGUGGCGAUAGGCAGAUCUGCUUCGGACUUCUAUCUGAUCCGAACAACCCCGAGAAUCGACAUUUUGUGGGCCAAUGAUUCGUCCAGCCUGAGGAUGACGCGGCAUUUAUGCGUGCUCGACACCUACACAUGGGUUUUUACAAAGCUUGAAGGAGCAGGACAAGAACUUCUUACAGCAAAAAAAAGAGAAAAUUGCUUCAAGAAACAAGCCGCUCAAGAUGUUGGGUUGUGGAUUUCUCAAAAAAUAAAGAAAAUAUGGGAUGAAAUUGGGGAAGCUGAUAACGAAAGGGACAAAAUGCUUUUUGAACUUGAGCAAGAGUGUUUGGAUGCUUAUAGAAAGAAAGUGGAUCAGGCGAGCCGUUCCCAGGCCCAGCUAAGACAAGCAGUUGCUAAUGCCGAAGCGCGCUUGCAGACAUCUCUUCUUUCUGGGAGCUUGAAGAAAGAGCUUCAGGCGAUCAUGCCUCUACUAGAAGAUAUGAAAAAGAAAAGAAAUGAAAGGAAAGCUCAAUUUUCAGAAGUUUUGAGACAAAUAAAUUGCAUUGCUAAGGAGCUUUCAAGAUCCAUAGAAGACAAUUUUAGUGCAACAGUAAUUGAUGAACAUGAUUUGUCGAUGAAAAGAUUUGAUGAUUUACGCUGCCAGUUGACUUUUUGCGGUCAGUGGAUGUGUACUGCCCCGGGACCCGUGCGUUGCUUCAGAUGA
Striga asiatica is the source of this 1221-nucleotide messenger RNA. NCBI's taxonomy places the organism in Eukaryota, Viridiplantae, Streptophyta, Magnoliopsida, Lamiales, Orobanchaceae. The record is from the annotation of a GenBank genome assembly.